Volvox carteri f. nagariensis is the source of this 7473-nucleotide messenger RNA. RefSeq lists its product as uncharacterized. Bases 1 to 7473 code for a protein of 2490 amino acids. The transcript has 14 exons. The record is from RefSeq and is a predicted model, not a curated record. Lineage: Eukaryota; Viridiplantae; Chlorophyta; Chlorophyceae; Chlamydomonadales; Volvocaceae. Gene Ontology annotation, biological process: actin filament bundle assembly. Gene Ontology annotation, molecular function: metal ion binding; actin filament binding. Gene Ontology annotation, cellular component: cytoplasm.
AUGGAGAGCAGGCUGACAGCACAUAUGGACUCUGAGGACCGGCGCGUGAAGGAGCUAACUGAGGGAAUACUGUAUGAUUUUCUUCCAUCGGCCCUGAACGUGAUGCUCCCACGCUGCGAGGACCACCUGCAGGAGCUGGACACGGAUCGGUGCCGGGCGGUUGCGAGCGCGGCGUUGGCGGUAUCGGCGCUAAUGAACGCCCCCGCCGGUUUCUUGGAGUUCCUGCUCUGCGUGCCUUGGCGCAAGCUCUCUCAGCUUUACCCCAAGACACCCAACCUUGCGGCCCGCUCCGAUUCAAUCGACAAGCUGGUCUCCAACCUGCAAGUAACGGAUGAGGAGCGGCGCAAAUUGGCGAACACACGGAUUGAUCCUGCGCUCAUGGGCACGGUGCUGGACUUCCUUUAUAAGGACAAACACGCGGACAGCGUGCCGCCCAUGCUACAGCUCACUCCGGUCAAUCCGCUGCAGCCGGACGACAAGUCAGCACCGUUAGUGGUGCGUGAGACGGUCGCGGCCGUGCUGGACGGCGCCACACCGCUCCACUGCGCCGCUCUGCGAGGCAACCCAGCCCAGGUGGAUCACCUGCUCUACUGCGGCGCAGAUCCCACCCUAAAAACUGCAGCUGGAGAGCUGCCGAUAGAGUUAGUGCCGGUUUGCGGUGACCGCGCUACAGGAAGCGGCUGCAGCGGCGCGGCCGCUGCCGCUGUCGCUGCCAACGCGGUGGUAGAAGGAUCGACCUCGCCGCCGUUGUCGUCGUCGUCGUCGUCCCAACGGAAUUGCCGCUGCAUGGGCCCGCACGAUCAGGAGGUCUGGGAGUGCCGCAGCCGGCUGGCACGCAGCCUAAUUGCGCGGCGGUGCUUCUUCAGCUUUGGCGUGGGAUUAUUUUCCUGGUUGCGGCUGGUGGUGUUUUGCUUGCUGUGCUUGCUGGGGCAAGCAGGCUGCUACACGAGCAUCAACAGGCCGGUGGUGGAGCGGCAUAUCGACACUCGGCGACAGCAGAAGGUCGCGGCAGCGCGCGCACGUGCGCAUGCCCUGGUCACCCGUAUGCGCGCCGAAGCCGAGGCGGGGUUGCACCACUUGGAGCAAGCUAAGCGCGAGUGCAUGGAGUCGGCGGCCUUCCAUCGCGGCCCUCCGGACAUUUCCCAGAUGUGUUUUACAGACCCCAACAAGUCGUCUCCGCCGCCGCCGCCGCCCAUCAGCCAGAUUCACGAUAUUAACUUACAUUUGCAGGAGAGCGGCACCAGCAGCACGGGCGAGGAGCUGGCUAGCGAAAAAGCGUUCAAGUGCUUUGUUCGGUCGGUGCAUGCGCUGCAGUCUUUGGACCUGCAUGGCGACGUGGUGCCGCAGGUCUUUGCGGAGCUGGUGGCGGCGGGGUCGGCCGAGUCUCGGGAGACGCACGUGCUGGAGGACGAGCAGGCGGUGCGCAUGGCGCACAUCCAGGCCACUCGCUUGUUCGGGAAGGUGGACCGGGUCAAGCAAUCGCACACGGAACGGUGGCGUGCAGUGGGCCAGGCGCUUGCGCGCGUGGUCUACGUGCACAUCUGCUUGCUGUUGGAGACUGAGGCUCAGGCUUCGCCCACGCGGUCACUGGUGUGGCGCGCGGAGCAAUGUUUGCGGGAGUGGGACCGGCUGGAGAAAGCGGAGCUGACGCAGGGCGCGGGAGUGCUGGACCCGCGGCAUGUGGCGGCUCUGCAGCUCUGGGCCAAAACUGCGGAUUCGGAUUUAUACUUAGCGGAAGCUCUGCACGGGCAAUCCAUGCCACCAACAAAGACCUUGCAGGAAGUUGUUCAAGGCGCCGUCAUCUACGGCGCCGACAACACGCCCAUUUUGGCUCGUCCCGUGAGUGCUGACGUGGUGGCAAGUCUUGAACAGGCCCUCACACUUUCCUCGUUGCCAAGUCCCAUGCUGGCCAACAUAGUCCGUGGGGUGGUGGCGAAUGCGGUGGCGGAGCUGGCGGCGGCGGCGCGGCUGCGGGAAUUUGUGGGCACCCGCGGUGCGGCGGCGCUUGGCGGUGCCGGCAGCGGCACGAGUGAGACGGUGGCAGCGCUGACGGAAGCGUUACGCGCUGCGGAGCCGUUUCGGAGUCGCCUUGGGCCGGAAAUGGACGCGGCGCAGGAGCUGCACGGGAGGUGGACGCAGCGGGCGCAGGCACUGGAGAAGCUUGAGAGCGCGGUAGAGGAGGUGCGUGCUUACAUCACCGCACACCCGCUGAGCUUCUCCCUAGCCGGUGCGGCUGCGGCAGCAGCGGCGUUGGCAGCGUCGACAUCGGCAGCGGCAGCGGCGGAGGCAGGGGCAGGAGGGCCAGCGACACGAGCGGCCCCGUGGCCUGGGCCUGGAUUGCCGACAGUGACGGCGACGGCAUCAUCAUCAGGGCCGGAGUCGGCGGCAGGUAAACCGGGUGGGAGUGGGCAUGGCGCCACGUCCAGGGAGGUGGGCAGCGGCGGUAGCGGCGGCGGGGAGAGUAGCAGUACUGGCGCAAGCAGCAGCGGGAGCGGCGGUGCGACGGGGACGGCGGCUGCGGCAUGCGGGGAGGGGACGCUGGCUGCGGACCUGGCGGAGUGGGACCGACGUAUGAGACAGCUCGAAGCAGCAAUGAACGACGCAAAAGAUGCCAACAUUAGUGUCACCAAGGCAAAACGACUGGUGAAGGAGAUGACGACCGUGGCGGCGGCUGCGGAGGCCUCCCGGCAACUGGAGGCCGUGAUGGCCCGGCGGCCCUCGGGUCCCAUGCAACUCAAACUGGCGCUCAACAAGGCCGAGGCGGCCGCUAGCACCCUCGGCAGCCUUGGCGGUGCGCCCCUGCCCGGUCUCGCGGAUGUGCUGGGGCCGCUGGUCGCAGCGGCGCGGCGGCGGCUGGACACGGAGCGAGCAGCGGAGGCGCUGUCCAAAGCUGCUGCGUCAUACCGCACCCUGGCGGAUUUGGCACGUUUGGAAGCGGCCAUUUACAAUGCCAAGAAGAUUGGUGCGGAGGAGCUGGAUCCGGAGUCGUACCGCACCUCCCUGGAGCUGCGCGCGCACCUACAGGAAGCGGCACGAAUGCGUACGACAUUAGAGACGGCGCUCCGGAACCUGCAGAACCAGCUGCGGCCGGAGGACGCCGAGGUGCUGGAGCGGGCGCUGCAGGACGCGGCUAGGUGGGAGGAUUUGCUGGCCCCGGAUCUGGCCAGGGCCCGCAAGGCCCUGGAGCACUGGCGAGCCAUGACUGUCAGCGAUGCCAAGCUGGCCCGGCUGCUGCGGGAGGGGGCGAGUACGGGAGUCCUGGCGCGGGCAAUCCAGGAAGCGGCCGCCUCGGGCGUUAAGGUCCAGCAGGCCAAGCGCGUGCUGAAGCUGAUGCAAGCCCUGGAGACGGUGCUGGCUGGCGGCGGCAUCGACGGCGGCGCGGCUGAGCGCUACGCUGCCGUCAAGGCCAAACUGGAGGCUGCGGAGCUGGGCGGGGUGACGGCGGGACCGCUGCCGGAUGCGGCGCGGCGGAUGCUGGCACGGCUGGCGGCGCAGAUUGCACGGGAAGCGCUGGAGGCUGCGCUCAAGCCGCAUUCGGACUGGUCGAUGGCGCAGCGGAUCAGCGUAUUGAGGGACGCGUUGGAGAAGGCGGAGGGUGUGCUGGCGGCAGCGGCCAAUGAGCAGCAGCAGCAGCAGCAGGAGGAGGGAAGCGACGGUAAGGCUUCGUCGGACGCGACGGCGGCCGCGGCUACAGCUAUCGCUACCGCUGUCGCCGUCGGCGUGACUGGAACCCAACAGGAGCAGCACCAAACUGCACCAAAGCUGUCAAAUGCAUCAGCUACGGGAAAGACGUCACGCGGGAAGCGCUGCAGUGGCAGCAGCGUUACCGUCCGGGAGCUGGUCCGGAAGGCUCGCCGCGUCCUUGAGGAGGACCAGGCGGAGAUGGCUCGCAUCGAGCGGGAGCGUCAGGAGGCGGAUCGCGCGAAAAAGGAAGCCCAGGAGCGCCAGCGGCAGGAGCGCCAGCGGCAGGAGCAGGAACGUCAAAAGCGUGAGAAGGCCGAGGCGGCGGAGCGAGAGCGCUUGCAGGCUGAGAAGCGCGAACGCGUGCGAGCGGAGAGGGCGCGGCAGCUGCACCAAAAUCAGCAGCACCAGUCUCAGCACCAGCAUAAGGCCAAGGCUCCUGCGGCAACGGCAGCUGCGGCUGCGGCAUCGGACCCUGGCUCGCUCGGUGGGCCUGAGAAGGGCGGCAAGGCCUCUGCUCCGGGGAGGGCUGCUUCCGGGAAAGGUGCUAGCACCCACCAUCAUCAGGGCAGUGGGCCCAACGGCGGGGGAGGCAAUGCUCGCUCCGGGUCGGCUUCCAUCACGGUUUCCGCAGUCGCCAUGGCGGCGGGAAAGGCGGGCUCCGCGCUCCGAGAACCUCAGGUGUUGCCGCAGUUGGCGGCUUCGGCGGUGAUGGCAGCCGCCCGACACCAGCCAUCAGCACAAUGCCAACAACAACAUCAACAACAUCAACAACAACAACAUCAACAUCAACAACAACAACAGGUAUCCGCUGUCACGACCGCGGCGCAAUCCUCCGCUGCGGCUUCUGCUGUUGAGGCGGUUCCCGCGGGGGACCAGGUAGCAACGUCAGCGGCUUCGGCGGCCGUAUCCUCAGAGUCUUUCGAUCCGCCUCCCACCACCGUGUUCGUAGACCCGCCGCAAUCCGCCGCCAUCGCUGACCCUGGAACCGCCUUGGGAAUCUUUGCGGUGCAGUUGCUCAGUGCGAACGACGCUGCCCUGCAAUCGUUAACGCAUCAGGCUGCUGCAACGAACAACGUCGUCGACGGAGCAAUCGUGCCGGCAUGCCUACCCCCCAACGCCGUGGCUGCCGUACAUACCCGCGGAGACUCCAUGGGCAGCCUCAGCGAGGUUGUACGGAACCUGAAUUUGGACGUCAUCGAGGCACUGGAUAUGGAUCAUGACGUCAGCUUGUCGUGCGCUUACUCGCCGCUUGACGCUGGUGCUGUGGAGGCGACCGUGGCCGUCGCCUGCGGCGGCUGUGGCGACAGCGGCACACCUGCCGACGGUGGCGGCAGCGGGGGAGGGUCGGUCACUCGCACCAUGUCAGGCGUGACUGCAGCCGCCGAGAGCGUUUUGGACCGUACGCCUAGUCAGCGCACGUCCUCUGUCAUGAGCUCGGUUGCAUCCGCAGAUGAUGAUAUGCUGCACAGUGCCGCCGGCGCGGCGCGCGCAUGCUCGGUUGCUGAAGUGGGCGGUGGCGGUGGUGGUGGCUGCGCCUUGGGCUCGUUGUCCUCUAUUUCCUCGGGCCAGCCGGGCGCCAGUAACGCCAGCUUGGAAGUCUCCUCGCUGACGUCGCUGUCGGCUACUGCCAACUCAGCUACAGCCGGGCCUGACGGAACAGCUGCUUGUCGGGUGGCGGCAGCUGGGGCCGCCGGCCCCGUCGCUGGGGGCCCGCUUGGCGGCGGCGCUGGAGCUAGCAACAGCAGCAACGGGAACGGCGGCGGUGCGGCGGCCAAACCGCGAUUUGGCUUAGUGGAUCUGGGUGGCGCUAGCUGGGGCUUGGAUCCUAACCCGGUGCUCACGGGGGUUUCCGUACGUACGGCAUCACUGUUUGGUUCGCUGCAGCCCUCUAUGGGAUCUUCCAUGGGGGAGUUUGGUUCCAUGCUCUGCGCUCCGAAACCUGAUGCAGGCGGCGGCGGCUGGGCGGCUGCGCCGUUGGGUGCCGCCGUCGGCGCCAUGCUGUACAAUGGUCAAGCUGCCGUACAGGGCUUGCCCGUUGGGGGCCCAGAUGACGCCGGCAACAUGCUGGGUUCCGCCGCCACUGUACGGCACGUGCUUGGCGGCAGCGGCGGCGGCAACGGGAUGCAUGUCCGCAUGACUGAUGCGUCCUUUUCGAGCCUAGUUCCCGUACACGCUUCACCCCGUACAACCGUGGCUACUGCUAGCACGUCCGUUGAUGGCAUCUUGCAGGUACGGCCACUAGGCGCGGGGGGUAUGCCCGGUAACGCGCCACCUCUAUUGCAGCUGGCGCCCACGGUCGCUGCGGCCGCCGGCAGCGGUGGCAGCAGCGGCAGCGGCCGGUCAAGCCUCCACCUGGCGAUGCCGCUGCAACAGCCUCAGGUCAGUAACGGCGCCGGCCUUGCACCUCGGAGCGGCUAUUGGACCCCGCCCUCUUGCCAAGCGCCGAUCGACAUUCCCAGUGACGGCGCCGCCGCCGCUGCCACCGCCGCCGCCGCAGCUUCAGCCUGUAACGGCGGAGCGCCGUCAUCGGGAACCAUAUCGUCAUUGCAGGUCGGUGGUGGCGUAGGCCUGCACCAUCUGAGCUUGGGCACUUCGCCUGUAGGCUCAAGUUUCCAAAUGCUGGAUUGGUCGUUGUCGCAGCAACACCAAAAGCUACAGCCUCAGCUGCCGUCACCGCCACCGCCACAUCAGCACCUGGACGGAGGCCUGCAGCUGGUUCAUUUAGGCGGCGGAGGAGGAGGAGGAGGGGGGCCGCCGACGGCUGGUGGCAGCGGCGGUGGCGGCAGCGGCGUGCAGGUCCUGCGCAGCGCCGGCGGCACCGGUGCUACCGGCAGCCGCAUUUGCCAUUUCUUCCUAUCGGGCUAUUGUCAGAAAGGCGAGCGUUGCCGCUUUCUGCACCACAUCCCCGCGCCUGCCGCGGGGUCCCCUUUACCAUCAGCGCACGUCGCCAUCAGUGGAGGCAGCUCGACGGUACUUCAGCUGGGGCAGGGCUCGCCACCGCCGCCGCAGCUGUCGCCGCAUCAUCUCCGCGGCCAAGUGGGCUGCUUUGGGGUCUCAGGCGGCAUGGGGCCCCCUGGCGGGAGCGGCGUUGGCGCGGGUGCUGGUGGAGGCGGUGGUGGUAACGGAAGCGGCGCGGUGGGAAGCUUUGCGUUUGGGGUCCCUGGCGCGGAGGCCUUUGCACCUCUGGGGCCCGGUGGCGGCGGCAGGGUGUCGCGAGCCAGCACCGGCAUGGACUCAGGACCGAGCGGACAGCCUGCGGCGGUAGCAGUUGCGGAGCAGCAGCAGCAACAGCAGCAGGUGCUGCUGCUGUCCUCCAAAAGGGCUUCAGUGAACCAUUUACGCCAUAACGGCGUAGCGGCGACUGGACCUCCAGGUGGCGCCGGCGUGAUGUCCGGAACGCCGUUGGGCCUUAUCCUGAUGGACAGAAAUCAGCCCGGGCCCGUAGGAGGAGGCCUGUCAGGGCCCGGCAGCAGCAGCAGUAGCGGUGGCGGCGGCGGUAAUGGCGAGGUCGUACUUGGCUCGCAUCAACAGCCUGUGCAGCUGCGUGACAGUGCAACCGGUGCGACAUUUGCAGCCGUCCUCACAGUCCCAGGUGUGCCGAUCGGUGGUGGGAGCUUCCAUGCGAAGCAGCUGCAGCAGCAGCAACAGCUACAGCCCACCAGCGCACGUGAUCACGCUGCGCCGCAACAGCAGCAACAGCAGCAGCAGCCGAUGCUGCUGACCCUCCCCGACGAUUUGUCAUACUCGCCGCGGUCAAGCUCAAGUCGCUCCGGUCCUUCCAGCCGCUAG